Molecule: messenger RNA, 1012 nt
Organism: Gigantopelta aegis
Lineage: Eukaryota; Metazoa; Mollusca; Gastropoda; Neomphalida; Peltospiridae
Product: protein quiver-like
Exons: 4
Coding region: 158-634 (158 amino acids)
Biological process (GO): positive regulation of voltage-gated potassium channel activity; regulation of synaptic transmission, cholinergic; sleep
Source: RefSeq, a predicted model, not a curated record
AACAGUUAUGUUCGUGUAAAAUUAUGCUAACUAUUGUUGUUGAAACAGUAACUGGAUUUCCGUUUUUGAAGUAUGGUGUUGAAUUAAUUUCGUUCUACUGCAAUUGGAAAUUUACCGACCUGUCAACAAAGUUUGAGUGGCAAAGGAAUGUCGCAUCAUGAUCCUUGUGGCCUACUUAAUCCUAGCUAUACUUCCUUCGACUCAGACUCAUUCAGCUGUAUUGCCUUCAGCUGACACUCGGAGAGUUACACCUUGUCCUAAAGCUGACGGCUAUGUGCACUGUUAUAUAUGCACGUCAGUAGCUGGCUCGGACGACCACCACUGCGGCGACCCAUUCAACGCGACAUCCCACAACACCAAGGUAACGAUCAAAACCUGCAAAGGCUACUGCGCCAAGUGGAUUACAGAUUCAUUAUCAGGUUCACUACGCAUCACAAGAAUGUGUUCUAGCGCGCUCAAAAUGAACAUGCUAAAAGACACGGUGUGUAUGCGGGAGAGAGGUUCUGAGAAUGGUCAGCUGUGUUUUUGUGAUCAAGACUUUUGCAACUCUGUUGCGCGUCAUUCAACGUCUUUACUGAACACUGCAGUUUUAUUAUACAGCGGAUUCUUACUUUCGUUCUUCGGUCACAGCUAGAGAGUCUCGGAGAGUGGACAGCUGUGUUUUUGUGAUCAAGACCUCUGUAACUCUCGCGUCAUUCCAAGUCUUUACUCAACAUUACAGUUUUAUUAUACAGCGGAUUCUUAAUUUCGUUCUUCGGUCACAGCUAGAGAGUCUCGGAGAGUGGACAGCUGUGUUUUUGUGAUCAAGACCUCUGUAACUCUCGCGUCAUUCCAAGUCUUUACUCAACAUUACAGUUUUAUUAUACAGCGGAUUCUUAAUUUCGUUCUUCGGUCACAGCUAGAGAGUCUCGGAGAGUGGACAGCUGUGUUUUUGUGAUCAAGACCUCUGUAACUCUCGCGUCAUUCCAAGUCUUUACUCAACAUUACAGUUUUAUUAUACAGCGGAUUCUUA